This is a messenger RNA of Penicillium egyptiacum, 1149 nucleotides long. The record is from the annotation of a GenBank genome assembly. NCBI's taxonomy places the organism in Eukaryota, Fungi, Ascomycota, Eurotiomycetes, Eurotiales, Aspergillaceae.
AUGUACCCUAGUCGCCAGAAGUCUAAGGGGACGUACAACACUAUGCCAAAUGGUGCUGGUUACUCGGAGUCCUCAGAGCUCCAAUGUAUUGGAGUUCUAUACGAUGUCCCCACCACCGCUCCAUCCAACUCUCACAUAUCCGCCCUUCAGCAGAUGAACUCUAUGAGCUCACAGCUAGACCGUCGGUCCUUCCUAGCCCCGGGGCAUUAUCCCACCAGGAGAAGGGAAUCGAUAGACACUGAUACAAUUGGCUCUCAAUACGCGUGGUCCACUGCAUCUAGCCCAGGCAUACUCUCGGACUCUCCUCAUAUGCCCACCUGUGAGACCUCCGUCUGCCCCACCACAACACCCUUCAUCCAAGGCUACUAUCUGCAGGAAUCUCUACAGCUUGCUAUGGGCAGUCAGGGCAUGUCGGGCUAUACUCCUCAGCAAAUUGACCAAUGGUGCAUUGAGAGCGAACCAGCUGAAGACUUCUACCAGGCACAGCCCUUCCCAAGCAUGGGCUCUAUGCGCUUUGAACCGUCAGCGGGAGUACAAUCAGAGACCUACCCGACAUUCAACAACCAAGUCAACACUGCGAACGAGCAGUGGCUCCCUUGCCCAUCCCAUUCCUCUGAUCCGAUUCCAGAAGCCUUCUUCUCAGUUCCCCGAUCCGUGUCGGUUCCCCAAUCAGUCCCAGCUCCAACAACCCAUCUCUACCAAUCCACCACUACGGCCACCUCAAUCUCGUCGUCACCACCACACUUCCUCUCCGACCCAGACUCCCCGCCAGCCGCACCAGGCUCAGCCUCCGGCUCAGGGUCUGGCUCCAACUCAGGUGACCUAAGCAACUACGGCAUCCCAACGGGCGACGGCACCUGGCGCUGUGCCCACCCAGGAUGUUCCUCACAGGCUGUAUUCCAUCGAGGCUGUGAUCUGAGGAAGCACUUCAACCGACACCGCAAGUACCUCUUCUGUCGCUAUGAGGGAUGUCCUCAGUCUGCGAAGAAUGGUUUUAGCAGCAAGAAGGACCGUGCUCGUCAUGAGGCGAAGCAUAAUCCUGGUGUGCUUUGUGAGUGGGAGGGCUGCGGGAAGGUCUUCAGUCGUGUCGACAAUAUGAAGGAUCAUGUGAGGAGGAUUCAUCGGAAGGGGGAGAAUGGAAGGGCUUAG